This is a messenger RNA of Microtus ochrogaster (prairie vole), 5086 nucleotides long. It is a transcript of the gene Hdac5, whose product is annotated as histone deacetylase 5. Gene Ontology annotation, molecular function: histone deacetylase activity. The transcript is spliced from 27 exons. Gene Ontology annotation, biological process: negative regulation of transcription by RNA polymerase II. Lineage: Eukaryota; Metazoa; Chordata; Mammalia; Rodentia; Cricetidae. Bases 505 to 3717 code for a protein of 1070 amino acids. The record is from RefSeq and is a predicted model, not a curated record.
UCUCUGAAUGUUGUUGUUGGUGGCGGCGGCGAGCGGAGCCGGAGGAGCCGCCGCAAAGAUGGAGGAGCCGUCGAGGAGGCGCUGCCGCUGCUGCUGCCGCCGCUGCUGUCGCCGCCGCCCGCGAAGCCGGAGCUCGAGCCGCAGCGGGGAUGCCGUUCUGAGUGCCUGACUGCCUCACCCCGAAGGAUGGCCUUGGAUGGGCAUUAGAGGCAUUGCGGCCCCGGGCUCCUGUCCCAUCCGUCUGUCUGUUAUCGUCUGUCUCUCUUGACAUCACCGCAGCUCCACCCCCUCCCGUCCCAGCCCCCAACGCCAGCUUCCUGCAGGCCCAGAGCCGGCAUGAACUCUCCCAACAAGUCGGGUGACCUUGGACAAGCCUGUUCCCUCUGUGGCCUCACUUUCCUCCUCCUGCAGCUGGGGGCGUUGAGUUGCCGAGCUCCUGGGCCUUUUCCUUACUGACAUUCUGAGGUUCUCUGAGUGGAGGUGAAGCCGGUGCUGCCAGGAGCCAUGCCCAGCUCCAUGGGGGGUGGAGGUGGAGGUAGCCCUAGCCCUGUGGAGCUUCGGGGGACUCUGGCAGGCCCCAUGGACCCUGCGCUACGGGAGCAGCAACUGCAGCAGGAGCUCCUGGUGCUCAAGCAGCAGCAGCAGCUUCAGAAGCAGCUCUUGUUCGCCGAGUUUCAGAAGCAGCACGACCACCUGACGAGGCAGCAUGAAGUCCAGCUGCAAAAGCAUCUCAAGCAGCAGCAGGAAAUGCUGGCAGCUAAGAGGCAGCAAGAGCUGGAGCAGCAGCGGCAGCGGGAGCAGCAGCGGCAAGAGGAGCUGGAGAAACAGCGGCUGGAGCAGCAGCUGCUUAUCCUACGCAACAAGGAGAAGAGCAAAGAGAGUGCCAUCGCCAGCACCGAGGUCAAGCUGAGGCUCCAGGAAUUCCUCUUGUCGAAGUCAAAGGAGCCCACGCCAGGCAGCCUCAACCAUUCCCUCCCACAGCACCCCAAAUGCUGGGGAGCCCACCAUGCUUCUUUGGACCAGAGUUCCCCUCCCCAGAGCGGCCCUCCUGGGACGCCUCCCUCCUACAAACUGCCUUUGCUUGGGCCCUAUGACAGCCGUGAUGACUUCCCUCUCCGCAAAACAGCCUCCGAACCCAACUUAAAAGUACGUUCGAGGCUAAAACAGAAGGUGGCGGAGAGGAGAAGCAGUCCCCUCCUGCGUCGGAAGGACGGCACUGUUAUUAGUACCUUUAAGAAGAGAGCAGUUGAAAUCACAGGCACGGGGCCUGGGGUGUCGUCCGUGUGUAACAGUGCGCCCGGCUCUGGCCCCAGCUCUCCCAACAGUUCCCACAGCACCAUCGCUGAGAACGGCUUUACUGGCUCAGUCCCCAACAUCCCCACUGAGAUGCUCCCCCAGCACCGGGCCCUCCCUCUGGACAGCUCCCCAAACCAGUUCAGCCUCUACACGUCUCCUUCUCUGCCCAACAUCUCCCUAGGGCUGCAGGCCACAGUCACCGUCACCAACUCGCACCUCACCGCCUCCCCGAAGCUGUCGACACAGCAGGAGGCUGAGAGGCAGGCCCUUCAGUCCCUGCGGCAGGGUGGCACGCUGACUGGCAAGUUCAUGAGCACAUCGUCCAUCCCUGGCUGCCUGCUGGGCGUGACAUUGGAGGGCGACACAAGCCCUCACGGGCAUGCUUCCCUGCUGCAGCACGUUCUGCUGCUGGAACAGGCCCGGCAGCAGAGCACGCUUAUAGCUGUGCCACUCCAUGGGCAGUCCCCAUUGGUGACGGGCGAGCGUGUGGCCAGCAGCAUGAGGACAGUGGGCAAGAUCCCGAGGCACCGACCUCUGAGCCGCACUCAGUCCUCUCCACUGCCGCAGAGUCCCCAGGCCCUGCAGCAGCUGGUUAUGCAGCAGCAGCACCAGCAGUUCCUAGAGAAGCAGAAGCAGCAGCAGAUGCAGCUGGGCAAGAUCCUUACCAAGACGGGGGAGCUGCCAAGGCAGCCCACCACCCACCCUGAGGAGACAGAAGAAGAGCUGACAGAGCAGCAAGAGGCCUUGCUGGGGGAGGGGGCCCUGACCAUGCCCCGGGAAGGCUCCACAGAGAGCGAGAGCACCCAGGAAGACCUAGAAGAGGAGGAGGAUGAAGAGGAGGAAGAUGAAGACUGCAUUCAGGUCAAGGAUGAGGAAGACGAGAGUGGUCCUGAUGAGGGACCCGACUUAGAGGAGUCCAAUGCUGGUUACAAAAAGUUGUUCACAGAUGCCCAGCAGCUACAGCCCCUGCAGGUGUACCAGGCACCCCUCAGCCUGGCCACUGUGCCUCAUCAGGCCCUGGGCCGCACCCAGUCCUCACCUGCUGCUCCUGGGAGCAUGAAGAGCCCCCCAGACCAGCCCACUAAGCACCUCUUCACCACAGGUGUGGUCUAUGACACGUUCAUGCUGAAGCACCAGUGCACGUGCGGGAAUACACAUGUACACCCGGAGCACGCCGGCCGCAUCCAGAGCAUCUGGUCCCGGCUGCAGGAAACUGGGCUGCUCAGCAAGUGUGAGCGGAUCCGGGGUCGUAAAGCCACGCUAGAUGAAAUCCAGACAGUACAUUCUGAGUACCACACCCUGCUCUAUGGGACCAGCCCCCUCAACCGGCAGAAGCUGGACAGCAAGAAACUGCUUGGCCCCAUCAGCCAAAAGAUGUAUGCCAUGCUGCCUUGUGGGGGCAUUGGGGUGGACAGCGACACUGUGUGGAAUGAGAUGCACUCCUCCAGUGCUGUGCGGAUGGCAGUGGGCUGCCUGGUAGAGCUGGCCUUCAAGGUGGCUGCAGGAGAGCUCAAGAAUGGAUUUGCCAUCAUCCGGCCCCCAGGACAUCAUGCUGAGGAGUCCACAGCCAUGGGAUUCUGCUUCUUCAACUCCGUAGCCAUCACAGCUAAACUCCUGCAGCAGAAGCUGAAUGUGGGCAAGGUGCUCAUCGUGGACUGGGACAUUCACCAUGGCAACGGCACCCAGCAAGCAUUCUACGAUGACCCCUCUGUGCUCUACAUCUCGCUGCAUCGCUAUGACAAUGGGAACUUCUUCCCGGGCUCUGGGGCUCCUGAAGAGGUUGGUGGAGGGCCAGGCGUGGGGUACAAUGUUAAUGUGGCAUGGACAGGAGGUGUGGAUCCCCCCAUUGGAGAUGUGGAAUACCUGACAGCCUUCAGGACAGUGGUGAUGCCCAUUGCCCACGAGUUCUCACCUGACGUCGUCCUAGUCUCCGCUGGGUUUGAUGCUGUUGAAGGACAUCUGUCUCCACUGGGUGGCUAUUCUGUCACCGCCAGAUGUUUUGGCCACUUGACCAGGCAGCUCAUGACACUGGCAGGGGGCCGGGUGGUGCUGGCCCUGGAGGGAGGCCACGACUUGACUGCCAUCUGUGAUGCCUCUGAGGCCUGUGUCUCUGCUCUGCUCAGCGUGGAGCUGCAGCCCUUGGAUGAAGCAGUCUUGCAGCAGAAACCCAGCGUCAAUGCAGUUGCCACACUAGAGAAAGUCAUCGAGAUCCAGAGCAAACACUGGAGCUGUGUACAGAGGUUCGCCACUGGUCUGGGUUGCUCUCUGCGGGAGGCUCAGACAGGUGAGACAGAGGAGGCCGAGACUGUGAGCGCCAUGGCCCUGCUUUCCGUGGGGGCUGAGCAGGCCCAGGCCGUUGCCACUCAAGAGCAUAGCCCCAGGCCAGCAGAGGAGCCCAUGGAGCAGGAGCCUACCCUGUGACACCCUGGCCCCCAUUCCUCUGGGCUUCAUCAUUGUGAUUUUGUUUAUUUUUUCUAUUAAAAACAAAAAGUCACACAUUCAACAACGUGUGCUGUGUGGGUCUCUCAGCCUUGCUCCCCCAAGCUGCUCCAGCCCUCCCGCCACAUGGCCCAGGCCCGAGCUUUAGCAAUCCCUUCCUUCUGUAGGGGGAUGGGUGCAGCAUCCACGUCUCCCCUCUUGUCAUCUCGCCCCAGUUCUCUGUACUCUCUCCUACCUUGGACAGUACUCCCAGAUAGUACCUCCAAUUCUGGAGCUACCGAGAUGGGAACAGUAAGUUGGUGCCUUGGCUUCAGCUGGCUUUUGGGGAACGCCUUAAUUUCACCUGUGCCCCUCUCUGUCCUCAGGAGGAUCCACUACUAGUUAAGACACGGAGUGGAGUGGGGUAGACUUCCACCCUAUACUCCCCUUCCUUUCUGUCCUCAGCAUUCUGCAGACGUGUGCCCAGGAUGUGGGUCUUAGAUUUGCGGCCAAAUUUCUUGCUUCCUACUCCCAGGAACCCAGAGGGUACAGGGGGAGCUGCGGCUGGGUUAGGAGGAGCCAGGAGGACCUGUGUACACAGGCAGGCUCUCCACUUUAUCCUGUUGACCUCCCUGCGUAGAGAGGGGGAAAGCUGGACUCUGUGUGGGGGCUUCAAGUUCACGCAAGCCCUUCUGAUGUUCUGGACCAGAUUUGCUCAGCCAUCACCUGGAAGUGGAAGCAAUCAAGACUCGGAUCUCUUCCAGAGCCUUUUUGCUUUGAAGCCUGGGGAUGGUGAAAGAGGUGGUUCUAGGAUAGAUAGGGCUAGAACCCUGGCCAGAAGCCCAGGGUAUGGGGUGGGGAAGGGCUCUCAGCAGGAGGGAGUUUGGGGCUGUCCAUCUUCUUUUCCAGUAACCCUGUGUCCAGAGGCUGGAGCGCACAGGCUUCCAGUGAAUGUGGUCUAGCUUCUAGGAAACCAAAGAUGGGAAGUGGCUCCUAGGGGGCCAACACUUCCUCCCCUAUACCACAUUCUCUCUAUCUCCUUCCAUCCCCAGGACCCAGCAGUAUGUUUACAUAUUAUCCUGCUGGGGGCCUGAGCAGGGUUGAGGGAGCUGGGGAGUUACUAGUUUGCUGUGUGUUUGUGUGCUGUCUAAAUCCUCCUUGCACUGAGCCCAGGGCUCCGGGCCUCUCACUUUCCCUGUGGGCUGGUCUUACUCUCAUGGAAACCCAUUCCUGCUCUGUCGUGAAUGAAUGGAUUCUCGUUAAGUAUUUUGUAUCCUGUCACACUGUCUCCUUGUGUAAAUAAACUUGUUUGUGGCAGUGCCUUCUGGGAAUAAUGUCUGUUCUCUGGGUUCCCAAAUGGAGUAAAGUUCUC